Messenger RNA from Acanthopagrus latus (yellowfin seabream), 2977 nucleotides. RefSeq names its product TatD DNase domain containing 2 (gene tatdn2). Bases 278 to 2443 code for a protein of 721 amino acids. NCBI's taxonomy places the organism in Eukaryota, Metazoa, Chordata, Actinopteri, Spariformes, Sparidae. The record is from RefSeq and is a predicted model, not a curated record. The transcript has 7 exons. Gene Ontology annotation, molecular function: hydrolase activity, acting on ester bonds.
UCGCGAGAUGUGCAGUAAUCUUGAGGCUUGGUUGCGUUGGAACCGUUUACCACCAUCUGGCGGCUCUUUUAAACUGGAACCUCGCGAUUCAAUACAAGGUCAAACAUAACAAUAGACUAUCUCAUGUUUUGUUUUUGUUAAGAGAUGUUGUUAGCAAUAAAUAAUGUAAGGUAAGGAGAGGUCCCUGGCUGGCAGAACAAACGCGGAUAAAGCGACCCGCUUACCUUGACCUUCCACGCAGUCCUCCACUGUGCCGAGUGUGACAAGGAUCUUCAGCAUGGACAGCAGCAGAAAGAAGAUUGUGUUCAAGUGGCGACAAACUGCAGUCACCUCACCUGUACAUCCUCAGGGGAGGGAUGCUGGCUCACGCACACCCUCCUGCUGCAAUAUGUGGCCGAACGAAGAACUGCCCACUUCGCCCCUUGGUGACUCUCCAGGACCUGACGGCCUUGGAGAGCUGAGUCUGUAUACUCCAAAGAGAAAAGCAGCGGCGCUUGGUGAAGGCACGUCCUCUCUAGGCAAAGUUAAGCUGAGGAAGCUGUCCCGAGAACAUCAUAAACAUUUCAUUGCUUCAAAGGAAACACCUGUGGACAACUCAUCCAAGCAACUUGAAUCCACAGAGAGCAUACUAUCACCGCUUCCGUCUCACUCUUUUGUCAUGAAAAAGAAAGAGAGGACACCUGAGGAGGGAUCAAAGGCCAUCUACAGGAUGGCAGUGAUUGCAGCCAUUGACAGCACCAAAGGAAGACGCAGCACUACUGACAUGUCCAACACUUUGUCAUUUGAACCUUCCCCAGUGACGACUGAACUGCUCAGCCCAGCUUCACUUGAUAGGACACCCAUGAGUAUUAACUGUUCCUCGAUUGAAUCUGAAAAUAAACCGGAGGAUGACGACACUGACCUGGACGACCAGGGCUCCCCCUUACGAAUGUUUGAGGACAGAGAAGCCCUGGGUGACCACUCAGAGACUAAGAAAGACAGAAGGAGUGUUGUGCUCAAAGGAGAAGAUUCACCUGAGAGGUUUGUUGCCCAGGAAUCUGUGUUGGUAGAGACAACCUCUCAAGGUGAGUCAUUUGCUGCAGGAACUUCACCAGAGGCUGAGGAGCGUGACUCGUCCUUCCCCUCUCUGGACUGUGACCCAGAUUCUUUGCCCAGUCUCACAACUUAUCUGACAGGCAGCCAAAGAUGGCCAAGUCCUUCAGCGAAUAUCCAGGCAGAUACACCUUCCUCACUCCCAUUUUUAUACACCAAUGAAAACACUGGGACUGGCCUGGCAGCUGCAGGAGGCAUGGAGAUGCCUUUCCCACCAUCACAGAGGCAAGUUUUUGUCUCAUUCAAGCAGUCCCCGCCACCAAAUACACGCCCUUCAAAAGCAUCGAGAGCUGACUCUGAGCAGUUUCACUCCUCCGACAUUAUGGCCCAUUUAUUGGAUCCCUUUUCUCUGCCACUACAAUCUAACAAUCGAGUAUCAAAGCCUUACUUAAACUCCAAAACCACACGCAGACAGUCAGAUGGUGGUUCUUCCGUGCGUCCCCCCCCCCACUCUCUAACUCAAGGUGGCACGCCUAAAAGAAGACUGUCCAUGAGGGCAGAACGUACAUGGAACAGUUACUCCUACCAGGACAGACAGGUUGGUUUCAUAGACACACACUGUCAUCUGGACAUGCUCUAUGGAAAACUUGGCUUCAGAGGGACGUUCAGCAGCUUUCAAGGGCUCUUCCAAAGCAGCUUCCCUCCAGAGUUCAGAGGCUGUAUUACCAACUUCUGCAACCCAGGGACCAUGUUGAAAGAGGCCCUGUGGGAAGGUUUGCUGGCUGAAGACAUGGUAUGGGGGGCUUUUGGGUGCCACCCGCACUUUGCCAAAAACUAUUCAAGUUUCCAUGAACGCAGUAUACUGAUGGCCAUGCGGCAUCCAAAAGCUGUGGCAUUCGGUGAGAUGGGCUUGGAUUACUCCCACAAAAACUCCACAGACACCCCCAAGCAAAAAGAGGUGUUUGAGCGUCAGCUGCAUUUGGCUGUGGCCAUGCGGAAGCCGUUGUUGAUCCACUGCCGGGAUGCUGAUGACGACCUGCUGGAAAUCAUGAGGAAGUGUGUCCCAAGGGACUACAAAAUUCACCGGCACUGUUUCACAAACAGUUAUCCAGUGAUCGAGCCAUUCCUGACAGAGUUUCCCAACCUGUAUGUGGGCUUCACAUCCCUGAUCACCUACUUCAGAGCGAUGGAGGCUCGAGACUCUGUCCGUAAGAUCCCUCUUGACCGCAUUGUGUUGGAGACAGAUGCACCAUAUUUCCUGCCCAGACAGGUGAAAAAAAAAGUCUGCCAGUUUUCACAUCCUGGAAUGGGCAUACAUACGCUACAGGAGCUGAGCCUGCUGAAGGGGGAGGACAUGGACACGGUUCUCACCACCAUCCGAAACAACACCACUCAACUCUACGGCAUAUAAUCCUCAGAGACGGUGGAUAAAAACCAGCAUGACAGAAAGCGCAACAUUUCAGAGCUGGUUUGUGGCACAAUCAUUUUAAGUGGCGUUUUGUUUUAGAUUCAUUGUCCUCCAUGUAGAGAUGUCAGAAAAUGGAGGAGCAGUCUCAUUUUAAACAACUUGAAAGAGCUGAUUCUGAUCUUGAACUGAAUUAAAAGAAGAAAAAAAACUGGCUGAAAUGAGGAAUUCUCUUAUCUGAUAGAGAUGCUGUAUAUCAUUGUUUAUCUGAUCAUAUUCUUUGUUAUUGUUCAUCCUAGAAAUUAAUUCCUUAAUAUGUUUGUUUUGUAAGUUAUUGUGUUUGCUGUGUUGCUGUGACAUCAUUUGCCUUGUUCUAAUGUGUCUGGAUGUUGGUGAUGUCUAGUUUGGUUUGAUACAGUGGAGACAUUAAAAGCCUGAUGCUUUUUGUAUUCUAUAUUUGUAGUUUGUUGAGCUCAUUUAUGCACAAGAAUGUGAAGAUGCGAAAUGGAAGAGAGUAAAGUGUUCUCUGUAAUACAGCGA